AUGGCUUCCCAACGUAUUGCCACUUGGGCUGCAACCAACGUCGGGGUCGUCACUUCUGGCACAGUCAUCCUCGUGGGUGCACUCACCACAUGGGACAAUCACCGUGGACGAGAUCAUCAAGUCACCACCAUCGAAACUAAUCUCGGCACACGGAUUGGUGAUCUCGGCACACGGAUUGGUGAUCUCGGCACACGGAUUGGUGAUCUCGGCACACGGAUUGAUGUAGUCGACAAGAAGGUUGAUGAAGUUAAAGAGGAAAUCAAGCAUACUCAAGCAAUCGCCUUAGGAGCUGCAUAUGUAAGCUUCACUGGAAACCAAGCCAUGAAAAACAAAUGGGCGAAGGAUAUCGAGAAUGAGGAAUUCUUUCUAGAACGGUUAAAGGUUUCCGAUAACAGCAGGAAGACUUUUUUGCAUUACGCGACUACUGGAGAUACAUUAAGCAUCAAAAGGGAAAAGUGGGAGCGUACUAAAUUCUCCAACCCAUCUCAAGAGCGCUCGGAAAAUACGUACUAG
Molecule: messenger RNA, 513 nt
Organism: Morchella importuna
Lineage: Eukaryota; Fungi; Ascomycota; Pezizomycetes; Pezizales; Morchellaceae
Exons: 6
Coding region: 1-513 (170 amino acids)
Source: RefSeq, a predicted model, not a curated record